AAAUGCACUAUUCACCUGUGUGGUAUUUUCAGACAAGUGAUAUUUGUGAAUGUAAGAUUCUUUGUGAACUUUGUGACCUCUGUGUACCAGUAUUACUUUUUUUAUGUCAUUUCACUUUGGUUUAUAGGAGAUGGGCAAAGAAGCCAAAAAGAAAAAUGAGAAGAAAGUUGUGCCUGUUUCAUCAACCAGUGAUAGUGAAAGUGAAGAUGAUGAAAGUGAAUCUGUGCAAGAAAGUAAUGACAGUGACGAUUACUCAGAAGAGGAGUCUGAUUACAACGAUUAUUCUUAUGGUGUCGAGUAUGCCCGCAGUGGUCGAGCACUGUGCAGAACUUGCGAUAGUCUCAUUCCAAACAGGUCUCUAAGAUGGGUUGUGAGUUUCAAAGCUGAUGUUUCGACAGUUAGACCUUCGUUAGAGCGAAGGAAUGUGAGCUAA
This is a messenger RNA of Pocillopora damicornis (cauliflower coral), 433 nucleotides long. RefSeq lists its product as uncharacterized. Gene Ontology annotation, molecular function: protein binding; zinc ion binding; single-stranded DNA binding. Gene Ontology annotation, cellular component: Rad6-Rad18 complex; nucleus. Lineage: Eukaryota; Metazoa; Cnidaria; Anthozoa; Scleractinia; Pocilloporidae. The record is from RefSeq and is a predicted model, not a curated record. Gene Ontology annotation, biological process: protein monoubiquitination; DNA damage tolerance.